Ipomoea nil (Japanese morning glory) is the source of this 2595-nucleotide messenger RNA. RefSeq lists its product as uncharacterized. The transcript has a single exon. Bases 1 to 2595 code for a protein of 864 amino acids. The record is from RefSeq and is a predicted model, not a curated record. Gene Ontology annotation, biological process: DNA integration. Gene Ontology annotation, molecular function: nucleic acid binding; RNA-DNA hybrid ribonuclease activity. NCBI's taxonomy places the organism in Eukaryota, Viridiplantae, Streptophyta, Magnoliopsida, Solanales, Convolvulaceae.
AUGCCUGGUGUCGACCGAUCCAUCAUCGCUCAUAGACUCACCGUGGAUCCUAGCCAUCGGCCAGUCGUGCAGAAGAAACGGUAUCUCGCCAAUGAUCGAAGGGAGUUUGUAAAAAAGGAGGUGAGCACGUUGUUGGCAACGGGCCAUAUUCGCGAGGUCAAAUACCCGGAAUGGUUGGCAAACGUAGUCCUCGUACCCAAGCCCCCGGCUUGGCGGAUGUGCGUUGACUACACCGACCUUAACAAGGCCUGCCCGAAAGACCCGUUUCCCUUGCCACGGAUCGAUCAGCUAGUCGACGAAACCGCCGGGUCGGCCCUGUUAAGCUUCAUGGACGCCUUCAGAGGGUACCAUCAAAUUUUCAUGCACCCUGCCGACGAAGAGAAGACCGCACUCCUGACACUGGAUGGAGUGUAUUGUUAUCGAGUCAUGCCAUUCGGGCUCAAGAAUGCCGGAGCUACUUAUACCCGGAUGGUAGCCCGGCUGUUCCAAGAUCUGUUGGGAAAAUCCAUGGCCGCAUACGUGGACGACAUGCUCGUCAAAAGCCGGGAAGAGAGCAAGCACGCGGGGGAUCUGGCCGACUGCUUUCAAGUAAUGAUAAGAUAUAACCUUCGGCUGAACCCUAAGAAAUGUGCCUUCGCGGUGCAGGGCGGAAAAUUCUUGGGAUAUAUGGUUACCAAGCGAGGCAUCGAGCCCAACCCAGAGAAGGUCCAGGCCAUCAUCGAUAUGCAGCCUCCCAGCUCCGUCAAAGACCUGCAACGGUUGACUGGUCGACUGGCUGCCCUCAGUCGCUUCCUGAGCAAGGCGGCGGACAAAACCGUGCCCUUCUUCGAAGCUAUGAAGAAGAAGGAAGGCUUCGCCUGGACAGCCGAGUGCCAGCAAUCGUUCGAAGAAUUGAAACGAUACCUUUCUACGCCUCCCGUAUUGACCACCCCCCAGGUGGGUGAGCCUCUGUUUUCAUACUUGGCCACUUCCCCUAAGGCGGUGAGCUCGGUGCUGGUCCGAGAAGAGGAACGUGCCCAGCACCCGGUAUACUACGUGAGCCGCUCCUUGAAGGCCGCCGAAACACGGUACACGGCCCUAGAGAAAAUUGUUUAUGCGCUGGUGAUCACCAUGCGCAAGUUGGUGCCCUACUUCCAAGCCCACGCUGUCCGAGUACUAACUGACCAACCACUGGGGAGCUUCCUGCGAAACCCCUCGUCGUCCGGUCGCUUGGUGAAAUGGGCUGUGGAAUUAACACAGUACGGGAUCGAGUAUCAGCCACGACCCUCUAUAAAGGAUCAGGUUUUGGCCGACUUCUUGGUCGAAUGCACAGCGGGAGAGGAGGAAAAAGAGCACACCUCAGAAGAUGGCUUAGGCGAAUGGUGGGAGAUGCACGCGGAUGGAGCCUCCAGUCGACAACAUUGUGGGGGCGGAGUUAUGCUGAUCACACCGGAAGGGUUCCGACUGUAUUAUGCACUGAGCUAUUUGUUCCCAACGACCAACAACGAGGCCGAAUAUGAGGCAGUACUGAAUGGCCUUCGACUCGCCAGGACGCUGGGAGUAGGACGGCUACGGAUCAAGACCGACUCCAGAUUAGUAGUCGGACAGAUCUCCGGAACGUGUGAGGCCAAGAACGCCCGGAUGACUCUGUAUAAGGAGAAGGCGGUGGAGAUGUUAAAGGAGUUCGGGGCCUACGAAAUAGAAUAUAUCUCUCGGACAGACAACGUGGAGGCCGACAUACUGUCCAAGAUCGCAUUGGAAGGAGUACCAGAUCACCUCAUCAAGAUUUGCCAGAAGGAAGAGCUGAGUCGGCCGAGCAUCGAGGAGACGCCGUCGGAAGUCCAGCACGUGACUCACGCAGAGUGGGACAAAGAGAAAAACCCCGAGAUAUUUUGGAUCGAGGAUAUCCGACGGUUUAAGGAGACGGGCGAAUUGCCUAAAGAUCCGGGGGUCGCCGCUAGGGUUCGACGGAAAGCCCCUUCGUUCCAAAUCCUCGAUGGGCAGUUGUACAAGCGAUCAUUUGGUGGUCCUCUUCUGAAAUGUCUGCUCAGGCCCGAAGCCGAGAAGAUAAUGGAUGAAGCCUAUAGAGGCAUCUGCGCCGCCCACCAGGGCGCCCACACACUCGCUCGAAAGCUAGUCGUCCAAGGGUACUAUUGGCCGACCAUGAUGCGGGAUUGCAUCGAGUGGAUAGCAAAGUGUGGCGUAUGCCAAGCCUUCGCCAGGAAGGACACGCGACCGGCCACCUUUUACACCCCGGUCACCACGGCCAUCCCUUUUGCUAAAUGGGGAAUCGACUUGUUGGGACCGUUGCCAGUCGCCCCGGGAAGCUUGAAAUUCUGCGUAGUGGCCAUCGAUUACUUCACCAAGUGGAUCGAGGCCGAACCUCUAGCCACCAUCACUGAAUAUCAAUGUCGACGCUUCCUAUGGAAGAAGGUGAUUUGCCGUUUUGGCCUACCCGAGCACAUCGUUAGUGACAACGGUCGACAAUUCGACUGCCAAGCGUUCACCGAUUUUUGCCGUCGGCACAAUAUCCGUCACACCAAGGUAUCCGUGGCAUACCCCCAGGCCAACGGACAAGUGGAGAACGCGAAUCGGACCAUAGUAGACGGAAUCUGA